CGUGUGUCGCAGUCUUCACACUGGCACUUUAAACAUUCACACGUGCAGGCAUGUCCAAAGCAAAGCAAAAGCGAGCGAAACGGCUGGGGUUUUGCGGUAAAAAGCCUAAAGAUGGGACUCAGUCUCAAGGAGGAAAGAAGGAUCCUGGAGUACCUAAUGUGCGCAGCUUCAAAGAACACAGUCAGAGACAAGCUGAACUCCGAAAACAGAGGUUGGAGGAGCAACAGGAGAGGCAGAGGCUGUCAAGAGAGAAAGAGAUGAUGAAAAGAAGAAGUCUGGACAGUUACCAGAAAGACAUACAGUUACGACAGAGAGAGUUCGAACAGAGGGAAAUCCAGAUGCAAAAUCUGGAGAAGCAUGUCAACUUCGAAUCUGAGAACUCAAGAAAAGCGUACUGUAGAGAGUUUAAAAAGGUAAUCGAGGCGGCAGAUGUUAUUCUAGAGGUUCUGGAUGCCAGAGACCCUUUAGGCUGUCGCUGUCCACAGGUUGAACAGGCUGUUGUCCAAAGUGGAACCAACAAAAAAAUUGUACUUGUUUUAAAUAAAAUUGAUUUAGUGUCCAAGGAUAUUGUGGAAAAAUGGAUCAAGUAUCUUCGCAAUGAGUUUCCUACCGUGGCUUUCAAAUCUUCCACUCAGCAGCAGAACAGAAAUUUGAAACGCAGUCAUGUGCCUGUGACUCAGGCUACUCAAGAGCUUCUGGAAAGCAGUGCAUGUGUUGGAGCAGAUUGCUUAAUGAAAUUAUUAGGAAACUACUGCCGGAACCAAGAUAUAAAAACUGCCAUUACUGUAGGAGUGGUUGGUUUUCCAAAUGUGGGGAAAAGCAGUUUAAUUAACAGCUUAAAGCGUGCUCGGGCAUGUAAUGUUGGAGCUACGCCAGGAGUUACAAAGUGUUUACAGGAGGUCCAUCUUGACAAGCACAUCAAACUUUUAGAUUGUCCUGGCAUCGUCAUGGCCACUUUAACCAGUGAUGCUGCCAUGAUCCUACGCAACUGUGUGAAGAUCGAACAGCUAGUAGACCCAUUGCCAGCUGUUGAAGCCAUAUUAAGGCGCUGCAAUAAAAUGCAGAUUAUAGAUCAUUAUGGAAUUCCAGACUUCCAGACGGCACACGAGUUCCUGGCCUUACUUGCCCGACGUCAAGGCAAGCUGAGGAAAGGAGGACUUCCUGACUCUGACAAAGCUGCCAAGAGCGUUCUCAUGGAUUGGACAGGGGGUCGCAUCAGUUACUUCACACAUCCUCCUGAAACGCACACAUUGCCCACUCAUGUGAGCGCUGAGAUUGUAGCUGAGAUGGGCAAAGCGUUUGACUGGGAUGAACUGGAGAAGGGCAAUCUAGAGGCUUUGGCUGAGUGUGGCUCGUCUGAUGUACAGAUGGGAUUCUGCAUGGCUACCUCUGGGUUGACACAAGGAGGUCAUGGGGAAGAUCUGGCAGAAUUGCAUAUGGAUGAACCAUUAUACGACCCUGAACUUCAAGACAAAGUUGAAUCAAUGGAUGCAGAUGAGGAUCCAGAGUUUGGACCGAUGACCGUUGAGCUCAAAGUUCCCAAGACAAAGAGCGGUGCUGUUGAAGCUGUCGGGCCAAAGCCAGUGGAUCUGAAGGACAUUCUGGAUAUUGAUCCACUCCUGCAAGGUCAGGCUCUUCAGGCGGCCAACAAAAAGAGGAAGAAGCAGCAAAAGAGAGCUGAUAAACUCGGCACCAAACUUUCAGAUUCUCUCACGGCAGCUUUGAAUUUCUCCUUCUCUGACAGCUGAUGUGACGAGCAGCAAGUCAGGACGCUCAGAAGUUCAUUCUAAUUUAAUUUGUGGUCGAAAAAAUGUAACAGUUUUGUAUAUUUAAAUGAUCUUCAAUUUAAAAUAUGCAAAUAAAUUAAAUUUUUCCUGAGGAGAAUGACUUAACUA
Molecule: messenger RNA, 1895 nt
Organism: Danio aesculapii
Lineage: Eukaryota; Metazoa; Chordata; Actinopteri; Cypriniformes; Danionidae
Gene: gnl3l
Product: guanine nucleotide binding protein-like 3 (nucleolar)-like
Exons: 15
Coding region: 51-1748 (565 amino acids)
Cellular component (GO): nucleolus
Molecular function (GO): GTP binding
Source: RefSeq, a predicted model, not a curated record